AUGGAUCACGCGGUGCACGCGGCCCGUGGCCGGCCGUGGAACAAGCUGCGGUUCGAGAACAACGAGCUCGAGAGCCUGUACCAGCGGUACACGCUCAAGCUGCAGCGCUUCUCCGUGACCGGCGUCGUCGCCCUGGUGGUGAUCCUGUGCGGCGUAAUGGGCGGUCUCAGCCUCGGUUAUAACCAGGCCCCCACGCUACACAACGUGUUCAACACGUUCAUGUGCUUGCUGUUCACGAUCGUGCUGGGGUUGCUGCAAUUUCGGCUGAUACGGGACUCGCGGCUACCGUACCUGUGCUACGGGAUCCUGUUCUUCACCGCCGCGUUCUGCUUCAUCUCGAUGCCGACGGUCGGCAUCGUGUUUCCGGUCGACACGCGCGAGGUGAUGGCCGAGGGCGUCUGGCAGAUCGUGUUCGUGAUCUUCCUCGCGUACGCCAUGAUGCCGCUGCAGAUCUGGGAGGCGGCCCUGUUCGGGCUGAUCCUGCCGUCGAUCCAUGUCGGGCUCACCGGGUACAACAUCUACAUCGGCAACUUCCAGUACCUUGCGUACCAGCAGCUGGCGGCCAACAUCGUUAUCUUCGUUGGCGUGAACGUGGCCGGAUUCGUGGUGAACGUGAUGAUGGAACGGGCCCAGCGGCGUGCCUUCCUCGAUACGCGCAACUGCAUCGCCGCCCGCCUCGAGAUGGAGGACGAGAACGAGAAGCUGGAGCGCCUGCUGCUGUCGGUGCUGCCGCAGCACGUCGCGAUGGAGAUGAAGAACGACAUCCUGUCGCCGGUCGAGGGCCAGUUCCACAAGAUCUACAUCCAGAAGCACGAGAACGUGAGCAUCCUGUUCGCCGACAUCGUCGGCUUCACGGUGCUGGCGUCGCAGUGCAGCGCCCAGGAGCUGGUUCGGCUGCUGAACGAGCUGUUCGGACGGUUCGACCAGCUGGCGCACGACAACCACUGCUUGCGCAUCAAAAUCCUCGGCGACUGCUACUACUGCGUGUCGGGCAUCCCGGACCCGCGGGCCGACCACGCACGCUGCGCGGUCGAGAUGGGCCUGGACAUGAUCGACGCGAUCGCGUCGGUCGUCGAGCAGACGGACGUGUUCCUGAACAUGCGCGUCGGCAUCCACUCGGGGCGCGUGCUGUGCGGAGUGCUGGGGCUGCGCAAGUGGCAGUUCGACGUCUGGUCGAACGACGUGACGCUCGCGAACCACAUGGAGAGCGGCGGCGAGCCGGGCCGGGUCCACGUGACGCGCGCCACACUCGAUGCGCUCGGCGGCGAGUACGAGGUGGAGGCGGGCUACGGCGACACCCGGGACGCUUACCUGCGCGACAACCAGAUCGACACGUACUUCAUCGUCCCACCGGCGCACCGCCGUAAGCCUCUGAUGCUCAACACGCUCGGUGUCCGGUCGGCACUGGGAGCAGCCAAUCGGCGCAAGCUGUCGUUCCGGAACGUCUCUAACGUGGUGGUGCAGCUACUGCACACGAUCAAAUACUCGGUCCCGGUGCCAUUCUCGCACAUGGCCACCGGCAGUGGUGGAUCGCCGUAUCCCAGCACCAGCGCAGGGGCCGGCGGGGGCCCAGGAUGCAGUGGCGUGGGUGGCGCCGGUGCCACCAGUAGCUCCAACGGCGCCGGAGGUGGACUGUUUUUGGACAAAAACGCCCGAAAGAACAAGGUGACGGAUAAGUUUAAACGACCGUUCAAGAAGCGUCACUCGAGCGUUUACCAUCAGCCCACGAAUCGCGUCAACAAGUUUCUGUCGCAGGCGAUUGAGGCACGCAGUGUCGAUCGGGAGAAGUCCGUACACGUGAAGCGCAUCUCGCUGCAGUUCCGCGAAAAGGAGAAGGAACGUCAGUACCAUCAGGAUUUCGAUCUCGGCUUUACGACCGCGAUGGGCUGCAGCUUGCUGUUGCUCAUUCUCAGCGCUGGCUUGCAGAUAUCGGCGCUGCCACGCACGCUCAUCCUGUUGCUGCUCUUCUUGACCGCGUUCGUGUGGAUUAGCGCCAUUUUGAUGUUGCUGCUAGCGGUGCGCCUGAAGUGGAUCUUUUGGGACCUCUCGCAGAGCUUUUCGCUUCGGCUGGCCAUCACCAUCUUCACGAUAGUGCUACUCUACUCGGUCGGCCAAGUGAACGUGUUCACCUGUUUGUCGGAUCACCCGUGCACAACGAACUUCACCACCAAAAGCGUACACGUUGAACCGCAAUCGACGGGCGCAGGCGACGACCUGUUGUUGAGAGCGGGUGACCCGAAUUCGGUCGGCGACCAAAGUGCGUGGUCCGGCCAGCCACUGAAUAACUACAGCCACCGGAAGUGUGCUCUCCCGCAGUACAUCGCACUGUCCGCUGCCUACUCCUUUCUGACGGUUUCCAUCUUCCUACGGCUUCCCAUUUUGAUCAAGACCGUGCUGGUCACGCUGAUGGGCCUGGUCUACUGUCUGUUCAUCGAACUAUCGCACGCCAACAUUUUCGACUGCUAUGAUCAGCGUGUGGAGUCAGCAAUCCCGCUGCACACGAUUUCGGUGGCGCGUAUUUUGAUCUUCAUGAUCGCAAUCCUGGCGCACGGGCGGCAGGUCGAGUGGACGGCCCGGCUCGACUUCCUGUGGCAGCUCCAGGCGUCACAGGAGAAGAAGGAAAUGUCGGUGCUGCAACAGUCCAACCGGCGCAUCCUUUAUAAUCUCCUACCGUCACACGUGGCCGCCCAUUUCCUCGACAACCAGUUUACUCGCAGUAACAUGGCCACGAUGCGACAGGAUCUAUAUCACCAGAGCUACAGCAAGGUUGGCGUCAUCUUCUGCAGUGUGCCGAACUUUCACGAAUUCUACACCGAGCUCGACGGCUCGAACCAGGGUGUGGAGUGUUUGCGCCUGCUCAACGAGAUCAUUGCCGACUUCGACGAGCUGCUGUGCGAGGAGCGCUUCCUGGCGAUAGAUAAAAUCAAAACCGUCGGCAGCACGUACAUGGCGGCCGUCGGGCUUAUACCGGAUUACAAGAUGCUACCGACCGAGCCCGGCUCGACGCGCAAGCUGAUGACGGCUCUGGUCGACUUCGUGAAAGCGAUGCGCGUCACGCUCAAGAACAUCAACGAGAACUCGUACAACAACUUUAUGCUGCGCGUCGGCGUCAACAUUGGCCCAGUGGUUGCAGGUGUGAUAGGGGCUCGCAAGCCACAGUACGACAUCUGGGGCAAUACGGUGAACGUAGCGUCGCGCAUGGACUCAACCGGGAUACCCGGCUACACGCAGGUCACCCAGGAGGUGGUCGAUAGUCUGCAGGGAUCGCACUUCGAGUUCCGCUGCCGCGGGCAGAUCAAGGUGAAGGGCAAAGGCGACAUGGUGACGUAUUUUCUGUGCGAGCAGAACGAGCAUCUGUUCGGUGGGCAGCUGGCGGCCGGAGGCCCGGGAAGCGCCAACGGGCCAACAGUAGGCUCGGGCGGGACAUCUUUAACCGGAGGAGCUGGAUUGGCUGGAGUCGCUGGAGGGGGUGUUGCGGGCGGCAGCGCGGGCUCGGCUGCCACGGGGCAGCUUAUGCUGAUGGGAGCGAUGAGCAGUGGUACGGCCGGUUCGCUGGCGAGAGAACGUUCCUCGCAGAGCUACUAUCUCAAGCAACGCACCACCACCACCACCGAUCAAGAGUCAACCUUGGGCAGUGGUGGAAGCAAGACGGGAAAUAAAUGGCAGUCGCACGAUGGUGGUAGCUAUAGCAGUAAAAAGGAGAGCUACAACUUUCUCGAAAGUCCCAACCUGCUGCAGCAACAGCAACAGCUUCACCAGAUGCAGCAACUUCAGCAAGCGCAAGCGGCUCAGGCGGCGGCUAAGCAUCUCUUUCAUUACCAGCAACCUCAGGAGCAGCCCCAACAGCAACAGCAACCACAGCAACAACAGCAGCAACAACAACAACAACAACAGCAGCAGCAGCAGCAGCAACAUCAUCAUCAUUUUAAUCACUCUAAAGGUGCUUACAAGCAGCACAACAACAUCCACAGUGACCUUAUUAGUACUUCUGGAGGCGCUUUCGUCGGUAAUGGCCACUACCCCACCCGUGGCAACGAAUCUGGUGCCCAUCACCAUCGUCACCGACAGCAGCAGCCGCAGUACCGCCAACCACAGACACAACCCGGCGGUGGGCAAGGUAUGCCUCUUCCUGCGAGCUACAACAGUAGGGAGAACUUUAACAUCAUCGAAAACCCGAAUGUCACCGAUCUGGAUGAAAAUGGUUUUAGCAACCGCCAACAGCAGCAGCAGCAGCAUCACCAGCAGCUACUGCAGAGAGAUUAUGCAAACAAUGGGCACAAAGGCAGAAAUCAUCAUCAUCAGCAGCAGCAACAGCACGGUGGGCAGCACGCCGGUAUUAACCACAAUCCCAGCAACCGGGGUGCGUACGUUAGCGCAGCGGAGAGCGAACCAUUGCUCGGCGGAACGGUCGGCGUGGGCAACGUAGUUGGCAAAGCGAUCAUCAAACCAAUUCAGCAGAUUCAACAGAUUCCCAAGUACGAACCGCCACGCUACGCCACCGGUUUGUCCGCCUUUCCGCAUGCCAUAAGUGGCCAGUGCUACGGUGUCGGUGCCAGUGGUUACGGUAUCGUAUCACACGGUACGCCACAGACUACACCACCACCACAACCAUCGGUAGUACGCCACCAGUCGCAGCAGCAGCAGUAUCAGCAACAUCAGUAUCCACAGGGCCAUCAUCAGCAUCAGCAGCACCAACGACAGGCGGCGGCGGCAGCAUUGCUGAAACAGUACAUCAAGCCGCUGCCGAAGCUGCCGGCCGAGUUUGACGAGGGUCGAGAAAUGUCAUCAACCGAUGAUCUCAGCUCGCGGCCCCACUCGCCCUCGGUCAGUUCGUCUGACGAGAGCUACUCCAAGACCACCGAAGAAGGGGACGAUUUCGAUGGCGAAGGUCCCCUGUCGCCCGUGCUUGGUGGAAACGCUGGCGCGCAACCGAACGCGAACGUGCACAACCCGCUCCAGUUUCUGUACCCGUGCGAUAUCCAGGUCGAUCCGACGCACGCUUCACCCAAACUGAGCCCGGUCGAGCUCGGCAACCUGCACGACUUUGAGCUUGGCAGCACGACGGCCGAAACGAAAUCGUCGUCGGUGCAGAAUCGUGGCGAAUCGUGCAACAGUUUCGAGUACCACGAGAAGGGAGCGCCACCGGUAGCGGCUGGCGGUAUCGGUGGUAGCGCGGGACCGGUGGUGCCUUCUACCGGCGCCUUCCCAAAGUCUCCUUUCGAGCGCGAACUGCAACGACGCAUGAAUGAAUCGCAAUCACGCCCGAUGCUGGCCAGCCACUGUGGCGGAAGCGGCAGCGGCGAGCGUCAUGAAGAAUCGCUCGAUCGCAAGAAGCAUGUCAACAGCAUCCUCAUCGCCAAGCACCCGGGAACACUGGAGGCGAUUAAGGAGGCGACGCGCAACAAAAACCCAUCGGAAUCGAGUCAUAUGCAAACUUCCGACACGGAAUCGUGUGAAGUUCUGCACGACUACGAAAUGAACGGCAUCGAGCGGUUGGCCGAAUUGCAGUCCCGAUUGCAGUUGGAUCCUUACCUGCCUCAAUCACUGUCAUCACAGCAGCUACAGCAGCACCAUCAUCAUCAUCCACUGUCACAACAGCUGCAUCAGCGCCAUCUCAACGAGUACAAUAACAAGUCGAACGAAAGAUCGUCCAGUCUGGAGGCGACGGGCGACGAUACCGAUAUGCGCCUGUCGGGCGAAGAGCGAGGCUACGAGGAGGAGGAAGACGACGAAGACGAGGAGCUGGGUGGGGAUGACGAUGAUGAUGACGAGGAAGAGGAGGACGAAGAUGAGGAGGAGGAGUACGACGACGAGCAGAAUAGUGGUGAGCAACGACGAUCGCAUGGUCAUCAUCGUGCCGCUGCCUCCGGUCGCCCGCGGCCGAACCGGAAUGCACGGCGCGCAAGCUGCUCGGAGGCGGUGGUUGCCGGUGGCAUGGUGGCCGGAGUGUCCACUGCCCGCAACUACAUCACUGACGAGCUAAAGUACGGUUCCGGGCACGGCCGAGGAGGCGAACGAGACAGCAGCCAACACAACAACAGCCACAGCUCGCUCCACAACCACCAGUCGCUGGACUCGAACCCGGUUGAGAGUCAGUCCGAGUGGAGCGAUGACGAGUGCCGUGAGGAAGCAGUCGGUGGUGCCGAAAGCACCGGCUACAUCACCGACGAGCCAGGCCUCGAAAACAUUUCGCUGUUGAACGAGACGGGCUUGACGGACGCCGAGGGGGCCCUUUCCGAUGUCAACUCGCUGUACAAUGCGCCUGACGUCGACGAUACGUCGAUUUCGUCCCGUGCCAGCAGCCGGCUGCUGAGCCUCGACUCGCUCAGCGGUCUGUACGAUUGUGACCUGGACUCGAAGCACGAGAUGGCGAUCGUGAGCGCGUCGCACAAAAUCACCAGCAAGUUCGGGCCGAUUGGGUGA
This is a messenger RNA of Anopheles bellator, 6423 nucleotides long. It is a transcript of the gene rut, whose product is annotated as Ca(2+)/calmodulin-responsive adenylate cyclase. The record is from RefSeq and is a predicted model, not a curated record. The transcript has 13 exons. Gene Ontology annotation, cellular component: plasma membrane. Gene Ontology annotation, biological process: cAMP biosynthetic process; intracellular signal transduction; adenylate cyclase-activating G protein-coupled receptor signaling pathway. Gene Ontology annotation, molecular function: adenylate cyclase activity. Bases 1 to 6423 code for a protein of 2140 amino acids. Lineage: Eukaryota; Metazoa; Arthropoda; Insecta; Diptera; Culicidae.